This is a messenger RNA of Pyrus x bretschneideri (Chinese white pear), 2497 nucleotides long. Its product is annotated as putative receptor protein kinase ZmPK1. Bases 16 to 2409 code for a protein of 797 amino acids. The transcript has a single exon. Gene Ontology annotation, molecular function: ATP binding; protein serine/threonine kinase activity. The record is from RefSeq and is a predicted model, not a curated record. Lineage: Eukaryota; Viridiplantae; Streptophyta; Magnoliopsida; Rosales; Rosaceae. Gene Ontology annotation, biological process: protein phosphorylation; recognition of pollen.
UCAUUCAUUGGUCACAUGGACACCUUGUUUCUCAUUUUUCUUCUUUCUCUAGCCAUUAGUCCCCUUCCUUCGUCUUCAGCAUCGGACACUUUGCGUAGAGGCUCAUCCCUCUCCGCGGAGAAAUCCAAUGAUGUCUUAAUCUCACCGGAUGGGGUUUUCACUGCCGGCUUUCACCAAGUUGGCAACAACUCGUUUUGCUUCGCCAUUUGGUUCACCGAGCCUUCUUCCACUCACUACCAAAACCGCACGGUUGUUUGGAUGGCGAAUCGCGACCAACCGGUGAACGGGAAAUACUCAAAGCUCUCACUCCAAAGUUCUGGCAAUCUCAUCUUGACCGAUGCCGGACAGUCUAUUGUUUGGGCAACAACCACUACUUCACUCUCGCCAGCUCACUUGUCCCUCCAGAACUCAGGCAAUCUGGUUUUACUAAACCUUGAUCGUGUCGUUUUAUGGCAGAGCUUUGAUUUUCCAACCGACACCCUUCUUCCACAUCAACCGCUCACCCGAAACACAAUGAUUGUCUCCAUGAGAAGCCAGAGCAACUUCUCCUCUGGCUUCUACAAGCUUUUCUUUGACAAUGACAACCUUCUGCGUCUACUUUUUGAUGGUGUUGAGAUUUCAAGCGUCUAUUGGUUUGAGCCAUGGCUUACAGGCCAGAGUGCUGGAAGGUCCACGGAUAACAGCAGCAGAACUGCAGUGCUUGAUUCGUUAGGCAACUUUACUUCGUCUGAUAAUUUCACGUUAAUGGCAGCUGAUUAUGGUGCAGGAUUGCAGAGAAGAUUGACGGUUGAUUCUGAUGGAAAUGUUCGAUUGUAUAGUCGGGAAAAGCCUGGAGACAAAUGGAGCAUUUCAGCGCAAGUCUUCUCCGAUCCAUGUAAAAUUCACGGCGUUUGUGGAGUUAACAGCGUCUGCAGCUAUGAUCCAUUUCAUGGUAGAAAGUGCUCUUGUAUUCCGGGUUACAAGAUGAAAAAUCAUACUGAUUGGUACUAUGGUUGUGAGCCUCAAUUUAAUUACACUUGCAACAAAGGUGAGUCAACUUUCUUUAAACUUUCAAAGCUUGAGUUUUUCGGGUAUGAUUACGGUUACUUUGAAAACUACACCUAUACGGAUUGUGAGAAUUUAUGCUUGAAACUAUGUAACUGCAAAGGGUUCCAAUACUCUCGCAUCCCUAACAGACCGAUGUUUAGCUGUUACCCCAAGACGGUAUUGCUCAAUGGAUACAGGUCCCCUAGCUUUUUUGGGGACCUGUAUUUGAGAGUGCCGAAAACCCAUGUUUCGUAUUAUCAAAAGCCCCAGGAAGAGUAUAGGUUAAGCUGCUUAAGCAGAGUUGUUGGUCUAAAUAGAAAUUAUGUGAAAAGCAGUGUGGCUAGUUCAGUGAAAUUCCUGCUCUGGUUUGCCAUUGGAGUUGGCGGGUUUGAGAUCAUUUGUAUCCUUUUGGUUUGGGGAUUGUUAAGCAAUACUACUCGGCGAAAUUCCAACGAGGAUAUGCAGGGAUAUGUUCUUGCUGGAACAGGGUUCAAAAGAUUUAGCUUUGCCGAGCUCAAGAAGGCAACACGGGGCUUUAGUGAAGAGAUUGGAAGAGGGGCUGGAGGAAUCGUGUACAAAGGCGUAUUGGCUGAUCAAAGAGUUGCAGCGAUUAAGCUUCUUAGCGAGGCUGAUCAAGGAGAAGCUGAAUUUCUAGGUGAAGCUAACACAAUUGGGAGGCUGAACCAUAUGCACUUGAUUGAGAUGUGGGGAUAUUGCUCAGAGAAAAAGCACAAGCUUCUCGUUUACGAGUACAUGGAGCAUGGUUCCUUGGCUGAUAAGUUAUCUUCCAAUGCUCUCGAUUGGGAGAAGAGGUUUGAGAUUGCUGUCGGGACUGCGAAAGGCCUUGCUUAUCUGCACGAAGAGUGUUUGGAGUGGGUUUUGCACUGUGAUGUUAAGCCUCAAAACAUUCUCUUGGACUCAGAUUACCAACCAAAGGUUGCAGAUUUUGGACUCUCCAAGCUAAUCAACAGGGGCGGCCUUGAAAACUCGAGCAUUUCGAGGAUACGAGGAACGAGAGGAUACAUUGCACCGGAGUGGGUGUACAACCAGCCGAUUACGUCGAAAGUGGAUGUUUACAGCUAUGGGAUUGUCGUGUUGGAGAUGGUGACUGGGAAGAACCCUACCAUUGGCGUUGGUGGCGUUGAGGGUGAGCAGAGAGGACUGAUUAAUUGGGUGAGGGAGAGGGUUGAUGGAAGUGGUGGGAUUGGAUCAAGGAUAGGAGAGAUCGUAGACCCUUCAUUUGGAGAGAAUUAUGAUGCGAGGAAGAUGGAGAUUCUGUUGGAAGUAGCUUUGCAAUGUGUAGAGGAAGACAAAAAUGCAAGACCUACCAUGACCCAAGUGGUUGAAAAGCUCCUGCGGAUUCACAAAGACAGAGAUCAUUGAGUGGUCUUAUUACACCUCUGUUUGUUUCGUAUACAUGUAAUGUUGUGCAUACUAUUACUGUACUAUGUUACCUUUGCCAUCGCCUCCA